GGGGGGGUGGGGGACGUCGCCAAGCAAGUGGAGUUGUUAUUUGCCCUAAGGUGGGGCUUUAACAGUUACUUUGACUCGGGCUCCUCCUCUCCUGUGCUCCAUACCCUCCGCAGGUUCUUCCCCGGCCCUUUCCCCGAGCCGAACCCACCCCACGGGGCAGCCCGUGGGCACGUUGUUGGCCCCGACGCCCCUGCUCUGCGCCUGUGCCCCGGGGGAUGCCAGCUUGCUCGUGGAGCAAGGCUGUCAUCCCCAACCUGCUGGAUGCCGUUUCCCUCCGGCGUUGGGAACCUCUUCUGGGUGUGCCAUGUUUGUUUACCCUCCGGUUCCUAUCAGCAUCCAUUCAGCCAUCCCGGGGUAGUCUAGACUUACUUCUGGGAACCUUGUUCCGAUUCUUUUCCUCUCUCUCAUUUAUUAAUCGCCUUAUUUUGAAGCUCUCUGGGAACUGGUAGAACGGGCUUCGAAGGUGGAAUCUGAGAAGGCUUGGAUGAGAGUAGCCACAUGAAAAGUGAGACUUGAGUCGGAAGCCCCUGGGUAAGGUGAUCAGGCCCACCCCCCUCCCCCCCACCAGGUUAAUCCUCUCUUUCACACCUGAGAUGCCAGACUACCAUAUGGCCAAGGAGAGCUUUGGUGAGCCCUGCUCACGCCUAGGAUGGAACGGGGCACCCUUAGCGGUCCCUGACUCCGCUUACAGCGUGCACCCCAGGGCGUCACUAAAGAGAAAGCAGCAAUGCUUACUGGCUCGGAGAGAAUUAGAAUUGGGGUGAGACUAUAGACACCUUCUUAAUUUUCAUCUUCCUUCCCUGCCUCCAGGAGAUCAGGUGCCCCGGUCUUGUGCUUGUGUGUGCAUUGGUGCCGGAGUGAGAAAGAAAACUGCUACCUGCUAGAUAAAGCAAAACUGCUAUUUUGCUCUAAUCCGACUUUUCAUUUUUAAUGGCUCACGGUGGAUACUGUUUCGGCCUGGCUUGGCCACAGCUUCCCAGGCAGGGGUGGUCAUGGGAAUGAAAGGGAAAUUGGCUUUUUUCAUGGGACACUGCAAGGUUCUUGUGGUCUCUCUUGGAGUGUGCUCUGUUCCCUUUGCUGCAGAGCUGUUCUCCGCUGGGCAUCAAAGGCCGGAUGGCAAAGCAAGAAAGCGGAGGAGGAAACUGACCAGAAAUUGGUGGUGAUGGUUUAGGAUCUCCCUGAUCCUCCUCCGUCUUUAUUCCUGGUAUAGGUAGGGGGAGGCUAUGGGCAUCUCUGCCCAGCGAGAACCUGGUUCUUGCUAUUCCAUGUAGCAAGUCUGCCUGGAUUGGCCAAUGAAUGAAGCGUUCGGGUUACACAUUGUGGGCCUGUGGAGUGUGCAGUGUCGUCUCCCUAAAUUCUCACAAAGGGAGCCAACCAAGAAUAGAUUUAAUGGUCUUCUCUCAGUUAAAUAGAGAACCGUAAAUGAUGAAAUGGAAACUGCUCACUGCUCAUUUUUCCUAUGGUGGUCAAGCUGCUCAAUGGCUUCCCUUUUCUCCUGGUGUUAAAUGGAAAUUGGACUGUUUAUCCCAGGCUUAAUGGCAAAAGUGACAAAAGUAAACCAUCUUAAGUGUCUGGUACUUUGCAAAAUAGAUGCUAAUCAAACAAAAUAAUAAUAUACACGGGGAGGUGGAGUGGAAAAUCGUGACCACUCCCCCUUUUAAAACACAUAAGUAAUUUCAGCCCCUCCCUAUCUGACUGAGCCAGAGGAGAAGGUUGAGUGAGAUGAGCUUACUUCUGACUGGGAUGCUGCUUUUUUCAUCUGAUCAGACAGAAAUGUUCAGUGGACUUCACUUUAGGGCUUGCGUUUGAUGAUGAAUUGUUUUCAGGGCACCAAUGCCUCUGCUCUGGAAAAAGACAUUGGUCCAGAGCAGUUUCCAAUCAAUGAACACUAUUUUGGAUUGGUCAACUUUGGGAACACAUGCUACUGUAACUCUGUCCUUCAAGCAUUGUACUUCUGUCGGCCAUUUCGAGAAAAUGUAUUGGCGUACAAGGCCCAGCAAAAAAAGAAGGAAAAUCUGUUGACUUGCCUGGCAGACCUUUUUCAUAGUAUUGCUACUCAGAAGAAAAAAGUUGGCGUGAUUCCACCAAAGAAGUUCAUUUCAAGGUUAAGAAAGGAGAAUGAUCUCUUUGACAACUACAUGCAGCAGGAUGCCCAUGAGUUUUUAAAUUAUUUGCUAAACACUAUUGCAGACAUCCUGCAGGAGGAGAAAAAGCAGGAAAAACAAAAUGGGAAGUUAAAAAAUGGCAACAUGAAUGAACCUGUGGAGAACAAUAAGCCAGAACUCACUUGGGUACAUGAAAUCUUUCAGGGAACGUUGACCAAUGAAACCCGAUGCUUGAACUGUGAAACUGUUAGUAGCAAAGAUGAAGAUUUUCUUGACCUUUCUGUUGACGUGGAACAGAACACAUCAAUCACACACUGUCUAAGAGACUUCAGUAACACUGAGACAUUGUGUAGUGAACAGAAAUACUACUGUGAAACUUGCUGCAGUAAACAGGAGGCCCAGAAAAGGAUGAGAGUAAAAAAGCUUCCAAUGAUCCUAGCAUUACAUCUUAAGAGGUUCAAAUAUAUGGAACAACUCCACAGAUAUACCAAGCUCUCCUACCGUGUGGUCUUCCCGCUGGAGCUCCGUCUGUUCAAUACAUCCAGUGACGCAGUGAACCUGGACCGCAUGUAUGACUUGGUGGCUGUAGUAGUCCACUGUGGCAGUGGACCUAAUCGUGGGCAUUAUAUUACCAUUGUGAAGAGUCAUGGCUUCUGGCUUUUAUUUGAUGAUGACAUUGUAGAGAAAAUAGAUGCACAAGCUAUCGAAGAAUUCUAUGGUCUGACAUCAGAUAUAUCAAAAAAUUCGGAGUCAGGAUAUAUUUUAUUCUAUCAAUCAAGAGAAUGAUGUGAAGAACUGCAGAACUGCUUCAAGUGGGAGAAUGGCAUAGUGCCCACUCUGACUGGCUUCUCCGCAGAUCAAUCACCUUCCUUCUUAAUGGCCCGCCAUCGACACCCUGAGCCUGAAUGGUCUAACGGUGUUAGGCUGUUGCCCCCUUUCCCCCGUCCCCCCCUUCCUCCCGCCAUUUUGAUAUGCAGCACUUUUGGUUUUCUUUCAGUCCAAGGUAGAAUUCAAUGUUAUCCAGUUGUAGUCAGAUUUACAUGAAUAACAUUUACAGAUUUUUAGGAUUGAGUACACACUAUGCCAUCCGCUGCCUCCCAGUGAACUAGAGUAAUGUUUUCUACAAAUGGCCGUGUUCUCUUUUGGGGCUUUUUACUGAACUUUGUAAAUGGCUUCAGGGGCCAACUUACGAUGCAUUCCUCUUAAUGGUGUAAGUCAGAGGCUCUGUGGCUCUCCAUUUCUAGCUCCUAAGCCAAGUUUUCGAUAGAGUAGGCUUAAAGAACUGGAUGGAUUUCAUGCCCUCUGGGGCUAAAAACCAUAACUUUAAGUUGAAAAACUUUUAGAAGUGAGUAACCUCAGUACUAAAAAUAGCCUCAAAGGAGGGGAGAGGGGUAGACAGCUUAUUAUGGUGACAUUAGUGUUAGCCCUUUGGGCCUUGGAACCAACUGUCAAAGUUCAAGGGCCUAACAAAGUAUGGCAUUAAGGGUAGGUGAAAGAAAGGAAGAAAUAGGAGAGAAUUUUCUGGACAGAGAUCCUUAACUUUAAAAAUGUACUUCAAGGAGUUUCAGUACCAUCAACAUUUUCCCCUGUGGGUAGGAAAUAGCCCUAUUCAUCUUUUCAGGGUAACUUCAGCUGAUCCUUGAAUACUUCCUACAAUAGUAGGGAUAAAAAAAAAAAAAAGACACCUGACUCCAGUCCCCCCCAAAUCAUUUAGUACCCGCACUGCCCUCACAUCAUGGGACUAAACAGGAAAUCACGUUUUUACACUAUCCAGCCACAUUAUGUGACUGUUAGUAAUUUUUAUUUUUCAGUUAGUUUACUGAGGACCUGGCAAGUGUCAGGGCUAAUAAAGAACUGUUCCCUAGGGGGAAUACUGGAAAUAUCCAAGUAGGAACGAGACAAAGUCCAAGGAAGUGGAAGGGGAGGGCAAGUAGGAGGAGGAAAAGUGGACUAAGUGACGGACAUUUUCUUAGGUUCAAUCAGCCCGUAGGCUGUUAGACAAGACAGAUUUCCAAGGAAGAACCUCAUCUCAUACAUAUUUACUUUUACUUAUUUUCAUUUUUUUAAAUGUAUAUUUAUUAGACAGUUCAGUACUUUUCAUUAAAAGGGUCAACUGCCUUUCUGUCCUUAGCUGGUUUUGUCUUUUCCCUUUUUUCUCCAUUCCUUCCCGUCCUCUCCUCCCCCAACCCUCUUAGCAAAGUUUGUUUGAAAUUCUCAUUCUGGAUUUCUGCUUCUGUUGAGGAAGUCAGUUAACUUCUUGAUGUUAUAAUCUACUGUGAAUGUGAUAUUAUUUUGUACCUUAUGAUCCAUGAAUUUAUAAGCCUUUGGUAUGAUGUGGUUUGAAAUGGAAUGGAAAAGGUGAACCACCAUUUUGUAUCAUAAGGAAUAUAGCACUUUAACCAGAGAGAAACUGGAUUUCUUAUCUUUGAAAUACCUUGAACUCUUUAUUACUCAGAAUGUGACUCAUUAGUCCCACAUGCUUCAUUUUGUCAUGCUAAAGGGGAAAUGUUCAACUUUCCAUCCGAGACCAAAACGGGGUGAUUCCCUUCCCCCUUCCCACUUUCUUGGUGAGAGUAUAAAAUGCCUUACCUUGUUUAGAGGCGAAUUCCUAUUUUUGAAUAUUCAUGCCUCACCUUUUUUUUCCCCCAUUAAAGUUAUACAGCAAUCACUUGCUUAGCAGGUGAAUCUUGGGCUCUGGUUGUGAAUGAGUGCACUUUCCAGACUGAAGAUGAAGAGAGAAUGUCUAUGUUGAUUGUACCCCAGAUCCUUGGCUAUAGAUCGCAAAGCUCAAGAAAUGUAUAGCGAACCUUACACAAUCAGAGUUGGGAGACUGAAUGAUAACUUUGGGGAGAGAAAUUGUUAAAAUUAUUUUAAAAUAGAUUUUUGGAAAUAAAUGUCCAUUUUGCUAGGAAGAGGUUUAUAAACUGUUAAGGAAUUAAGUAGUGACGAGUGAAGCAAUAUUGAAAUGUUAAACCAGGGUUACAGUCUGACCUUUUAUGAGGUUACAAACAGCUUUUCCCAAUGAUUUUUACUAUGAUAGUUUAUUUUUUUCAUGCAAAAGAAAAAGGGAAAUGUAGAGUUUAUGAACAGAUUUCUGUAUUUGUAAGAAGGUAUUUUGGAAGGUAUUAGAGAGACGUGUGGACUAGUGCAAGUAAACAAUUGGUAACUAGUCAAAAAUUAACUUGCCCACUAUCAAAAUUUAAUCAGCAUUUACUUUAUUUUAGAUCUGUUUGCUUACUCUUCCAUUCCCACUCACCCUCCAUUUCACCUCCAAUUAGUAAGAGAUCAGCUAUAACCUUUUUUAAAAAAUCUUUUCACUGUAUUUAAAGAUGACGUCACCCAAGUGGAUUCUUUUUUAACAAAUUCUUCCCAUUAUGAGAGAGCCUAAGAAUGGUAUAAAACAAAUAAACCCAUCUUCAAAGUCAUUUAAAGAAUUCACAUUUCAGAGACCAGCACAACUUUGUGGCUUUCUUCUAUGUCCGUGUUUGGCUUGCUGGGCCCCUGCAAAAAUUGCUUUACAGCAUCAUUCUUAUUGGUUAUGUAUUUUAAAACAAGCUGCUAUAUCGUGCUAAAGGAGAAAAGAAAUCUUUUGAUUUUAUGGGUUCCUAGUUAAGAAUGAGAAUAUAGUAGAGUUCAGGACAACAUUCUCUGGGAAGAUCCACUUAAGGAUGCACUUUGAAAGGGAGAUCGCUAGCUCCUAGUCUUGCUCAGUUCAAGAUGUUCCUCAUUUUGAGAUGCUAUUCGAUGCAGCUGAAAAUGAAGGAGGGGAGAGAAACACCACCAACUAAAGGUGGAUCUGAAAAUGGGACGGGCAUCUUUUGGGGUUUGCUAGACCGAGGCAGCUGAAGAUAAGAUGGGAAAAGCGAUAGAAACAUUUCCUAUACCUUGAAUUUUAUGGAGCUGCAUAAUGGUGAACCAAGUUCUAACUGAGGUUUAAGGCUUAUUUUAGGUACAUGGAUUCUUACAUUUUACCAUCGAUGGAUUUUAUCUUCAAACGUGACUUUUUGUUCAAUUUUGUAUAUUCGUGUGAAAUUAAAUAUCAUGCACUAAAUGUUUUGCCCUCGUUUGCUAUUGUGUAGCCAAGGUGUUCAUAGUCACCAUUCCGAAUAAUUUGCCCUUGUAAAUGGUGUGAGUCAGGGAAAAAUAGGUAUAUUUUUUUCUUGCUCAAUUUACGUAAGUAAAUUGUUUUCCAGUGUUAUAUUAAUUUAUUUCCGCCUCCUGUUUCUGCAUAACUGACAUAUUUGCUGUAUCCAUGUAGUUUCCAUUUGUGUUGCUGAUACCUAUAGUUUUAAUUUUAAAGACUCUGUACUUUCAUUUUUAAAAAAUGUAACCAACCCAAGCACUUUAAGCAAUAAUUUCAAUCGUGUGAAAAUUCAAUCAGUUUAACCCCUUGCCUCUAAAAUGGAGUUUGCAAAAAACAAAAAAUGAAACAAAAAACCCAACAACAACAAAUAAAUAAAUAAAUGGAAAUUCUCUCUGUA
Messenger RNA from Sarcophilus harrisii (Tasmanian devil), 6586 nucleotides. RefSeq names its product ubiquitin specific peptidase 46 (gene USP46). The coding region runs from base 1809 to 2891 and encodes 360 amino acids. The record is from RefSeq and is a predicted model, not a curated record. Gene Ontology annotation, biological process: protein deubiquitination. The transcript is spliced from 9 exons. NCBI's taxonomy places the organism in Eukaryota, Metazoa, Chordata, Mammalia, Dasyuromorphia, Dasyuridae. Gene Ontology annotation, molecular function: cysteine-type endopeptidase activity; cysteine-type deubiquitinase activity. Gene Ontology annotation, cellular component: cytosol; nucleus.